UUGAGCAACAUGAAGAUCAUACAGCUUUUAAUCUAUCUGCUCAUAUGGUGUCAAGCUGCAGAGACUUUGUAUCAACUAACAGAUUUGGGACAAAAUGUGACUAUAAACUGUGAUCUGGAUGAAGGAGACAUUUACUGGUUAUUACUGAAAGUACCAGAUCCUCCUGUGAUGAUAUUACACACUUUAUCAACAACAUCUUUAUUCUUCAACACAACAUUCAGACAGAAAUAUUCAGUGCAAUCUAAAAACCAUCUGUUUAUAAAUAACAUCACUGUUAAUGAAUUAGGAGUUUAUUACUGUAUGAAGACAGAUACACCUCCAAAAUUCAGCACUGGCAUCAGACUACAGAUAAAUGAAGAAUCAUCUGAAGUUCAUUGUAUUAAUCAGAAUCAUACAGUAGUGAAGUUCAUUGAACAGAAUCGGACACACUGGAUGAUUAUUAUUCACAUAUCUGCUCUGUUACAUGGUGUUCUGGUCAUUGUGGUCAUUGCUGGUGGAUGUUAUCACUGUGCAAAAAAGCAAACACCUAAAGAUGCAAGAUUACAACAAACUCAGCCUGUAGAACAACUCGAAGAGACAAUGAGCUAUACAUUGUACACUGCAGUGAGCUUUACAUCUUUGUGAAGAGUUUGGACAAGUUGGUCAAGUCAACUGAGCCGCUGCUUUUCCCCUUUAGUUUUUUUCCAAACAUAUAACGCUGACAUACUUGAAUUUGCUGUGAAGUAUACCUUUAUGUUAUACAGUACAAAGUAUAUAUCACAUUUUAAUUCAUUUCACAGUAUACCUGUGUUUAAAGGGAUUGUUAACCCAAAAAUACAAAUUCUUUCGUUAUUUGAUCACCCUCAUGUCAUUUCAAACCUGUAUGACUUUCUUUCUUCUGUAGAACAAAAAUGAAAAUAUUUUGAAGAAUGGUAACUGAACAGCAUUGAUCCCAUUGACUUCCAUUGUAAGGGCACAAAACCAGACAUUUCUCAAAAGAAAUUAUUUUGUGUUCCACUGAAGAAUGAGUACUAUACAGGUUUUAAACUAGGUCGAAUUGAUGAUAACUUGUUUCUUAAUUUUGAGUGAACUAUCCCUUUAAUAGCAUAAUGUACUUGAUAUUGAUUGUGUAAAUGAGUAAACAGUUUGAUUUAAAUCAAACAAA
Triplophysa rosa is the source of this 1144-nucleotide messenger RNA. RefSeq lists its product as uncharacterized. Bases 10 to 624 code for a protein of 204 amino acids. The record is from RefSeq and is a predicted model, not a curated record. The transcript is spliced from 5 exons. NCBI's taxonomy places the organism in Eukaryota, Metazoa, Chordata, Actinopteri, Cypriniformes, Nemacheilidae.